CCGCAGCAGACAUGAUGGCGUUGUUGAAGGGCCUGUCAGGCCUUGAGGACUACGAGAGGCACCUUUACCAGCCAUCCAUCGCCGGUACGUCGAAAGCGCAAUGCACUAAGGCCCCACUGCAGUGUGGCAUUCGCCUUCCUGCUUUUGUGUGCCCGUGUGCCAGAGGAGGAUGAAUCGCUGGACGCCGAGUCGGAUCACCCAGCCCUGCCACCGCCGAUCCGCCGAUCCCCUCCUGCCUACCAUGCCCAUCACGCCCUGCCGCGACUCGCCCCAUCGGCCACGCAUCGGCGGCCGGACUACAAUGACGAUGAGAGCUCAUCUGAGUCGGCCGACGAUGCAGAUGAUGCAGAGGAAGACACGGAUGAAGACAAUGAGUCAUUGCAGGCUGAGGGCGAGGGCAAGGAGGAGGAGGGAGAAAGCGAGGGAGACAGAGAGGCAGAGGGCAGAGACAACCAUGAUGCCCUGAUAGCUAAGGACGAGGAUAUCGACGAGACGGAGAGCGCUGUGCCAACUCCUCGGUCAGAGGAGAAUGAGUAUGAACGGCCGGAUACAAGAGCCAGGGGACGGCGUGGCGGACAACGAAGAGGCGGGCCAUCUGGGCUUGGGGGCCGGGAGACACGGGCAGUCAGCUGUGGGCAUUCGGCAGCUACCGCCGCUGCCGCUGCUGCAAAGAAGAGGGAGACGGCCGCAGCGGCCAAGAAGAAAAAGAAGAAGGUGGCCAAAAUGUGUUUCUAUCUCCAGACACACUACGACCUGAUCCGGGAUGUGUGCGAGAGCUUUCCACAUUGGAAAGAGGUCGAGAACGAAGACGACGACUGGGUGGGUGGCUGGGUGAGAGGAAUGUUUAAGGCGCCGAUGGACAGCCGCCUCUGUCUGCUGCUGCAUCUAUGCAGGAUUUGUUUUGGACGGAUGGUGCAAUCCCUGCCGACCGGCUGCUUCGUAUGAGGCCUUACCAGAAGAUCAACCACUUUGUCGGCACGUGUGCCAUAGCAAGGUUCUUCAAGACACGCAUCGGGGAUCACUGCAGAAGCGUCCAUCGUCUUUUUCCCCCUGCGUACUCAGAAAGAAUUUUCUUGGUCGGAAUUUGCUGCGGAUGAAGAAGUUCUUCCCGAAGGCGUAUCGAUAUUUCCCACAGACAUGGAUACUUCCAACAGGUGAAUAGGCGCCCUUUCCGUGGAUCCACAUCGCUCACACUCUCGCUUCUCUGUCUGUCAGACACAUCGAGCUUCAAGGCUCAGUUCUCGAAUCGUCGAAAGCCCAAGACCUUCAUUUUGAAGCCCGAGGCCAUGAGCCAAGGGAGGGGCAUCCAACUCAUACGACGGUUUGAGGAUGUCAACCUCACGGAGAGAUAUGUCGCACAGAGGUAAGGUGGUGUGUAUGUGUAUACGGGCGGGGACCAAUCGAUCGGCGCUAUGUAUGCGUGGUGGGGAUGUGUAUGCAGGUAUGUCCACAAGCCUCUCUUGGUGGACGGGCUGAAGUUCGACCUAAGGCUCUACGUGCUGCUCACGGGAUGCGACCCUCUCAGAGUGAGACACGGCACACAACCGAAAACACGGGACUGCAGUUUCCCCUCUUAUUUCCUCAGAUAUUUCUGCAUCAAGAGGGUCUUGUCCGCUUCGCCACCGAGAAGUACGCCCCGCCGAACAGCAAGAACCUCAAUCGCUGUCGGAUGCACCUGACCAACUACGCCGUCAACCGAGGAUCGGCUCACUUCGAGCAGCCUGACAGCAGACAUGAGGCUCUCUCGGGACACAAGCGGAGCCUCAAGCAGUUCAUGCAGAUUCUGGCGAGCAAAGUGAGUGAUCGAUGCCUUCCUUCACACAUCGCAUGGUGCGUGUCUCAUCCAAUUGCUGGUGUCUCUUCAGGGAUGUGACGUGCCCGGUUUGAUGGCCGAGGUCGAGGAAAUGAUCGUCAAGACGGUUGUGGCGGUGCAGCCGACUCUGGCGCACGUGUACCACAGCUGCCAGCCGCACGACAUGCCCAACCAGAUGUCAUUCGAGGUCCUCGGAUUCGACAUACUCAUCGACCACCGAUUCAAGCCAUGGCUCAUCGAGGUGAGAACACGCCGAAAAGCUGCCUCGUUCAGCUCAUCAUUCUCUUUGUUUGUUUGUUGUUUGCCAUUGGUGCAGGUGAAUCACUCUCCCUCGUUCAGUGUGGACUCGCCACUCGACCGGCACGUCAAGUUCCACGUCCUCCGCGACGCACUCGCACUCCUCAAUAUCAAACCUGAGAACAGACGCAAGUAAUUACCAACACACCGUCCAUUUGGGCACGUGUGUGGUCAUCCGUCUCGUCAGGUAUCAGGCGAGCUUGAAGGCUCAGCUUGCAUCCCGUCUGAUGCGCGGCAGAAGAAAGAACGCCACUGUGGCGGAGCGGCGGGCGGACCGCGCUGUCGCAGUGGCUCGCGUGGCUGAGCAGCGAUCACAGUGGGAAGAGGCCUACCUGCCAUACACAGGUCAGUGCCGGCCUGCCUUUCUCUCAAGGGCUCUUAACAUGCUUGUGUACUUAUUUGUCUCCAGGCUAUAAGCGCCUCUACCCCACUCCUGAGCGCGAGAAAUCCAUGGUGCCGUUCUUUGACGCCGCCUUGCAGAUAUGGGAGACACUCACUGGUGUCUCGCAGGCACACCUUCGCAGCAAUACACUGCCGAUGACGGAGAACGGCAAGGGCGACAAAAAGAAGGGCCCCAAGGCCAACGCAGAGGGAGGGGCAGGGAAGUCAAGGACGCCCACCGAGGGAAGGAAGAGCCAGGCACCGACGCACGGCCGAUCCAAGUCUGUCCACCCCGGCAGCAGCAGCGGCAAGCGGCACACUCACUUCGAUCCGGACUCUCGCAAGCGUAUUUCAUCAUCGAACCGUCGCGCCGUCCGUUGUGGGUCCUUCUCUACCCUGCCAACCACGGCCGAUCUUGGGGAGACAGAGAUCGACUACAGCCACCUCAACUACCACCCCGUCGGCACCUUCAGCAUCCCCCGCCCGUCGACCCCUCCAUCUUUCACGUCAUUUGUGAGGCCGCAGGAGUGCCUCCGCCCCAAGUCGGGGCUCGUGAGACGACAACAUGACAUGCUGACGCCUGACUGGGUGCACUGUCUCAGAGACACCACGCAGAACAGACUGCCCGAUGAGCACACCGGCAGACUAUCGGUGAUAUACCAGCGGCCAUUCGCGGAGAGGGCACAGCAGUCCAUGACGCCGCCCGACUCCCCGCACAUAUCGUCUCCCGCGAGACACCGGCAAACGCGGCCUUUGAUGCGCAUCGAGGUGCCAAGAAGGGAUGAGACGGGCAGCAGGCUGGGCGGCGUUCAUGAUGGGGUGGAGGGGAGAAGCGCACCCACCACACGCGAGCGGCAUGAACGGGAGAGGAGGAGACGAGGGCUGCGGAAGACAGACAGCCCAAUGAUCCCAGCGUUCUCGCCCGGAUGCAACCCUUUUGCAGACGUGGCCGCCAUCUACCCGCCCCCAUUCAAGGUGCGCUCCUCACUUCUCGCCCAGCCUCCCCCACACCUCCCCUUCCCAUUCGGUCCCAGCCCCGCCUCAAUCACAACAGCCGACAGAAGAGACGAAGCCAAUGACAACACCGCUCAAGUCGACACCGAGUCGCUGUUCGUACAGGGUGGGGGAUAUAGGAAAAGGGUCGCGGUUGCACGCCAGGUUGCGUCACCCCCCCUGUCGUGCAAAGGCAGGAGGGUUCAGGCAAAGGACGGGCAGAGGGCCAAGGGAAGCCCCGUGCAGCGGUGGGUGCCGGAGAUGAGCCGGCCCAUGUGUGAUGACGAGACAUCUGUGCUGGGACUGUUUGCGCGGGAGGGGCAUUGCUAGGGAGGGCUGUGUGUGAAGGUAUGCGUGCGUCUGUCUGCGUGUGAAAGGAUACGCUGACGUGACUGACUGGGUGCAGCCAGCGAUGCUUACAGAGAGAGGGUUGUGCUCUUUCUGUUGCUGUCUGUGCAUUUAUUGUUUUGCGUGCAUUCAGUCGUCCUGCAGUCCAUUUGUUCAUUCAUUGCAAGAAGGUCCUUGCAACCGAUACGAUAUGCAUACAAGUACAUCAUGUGUCAGUACGUCUGAAUGCAG
Molecule: messenger RNA, 4063 nt
Organism: Vitrella brassicaformis
Lineage: Eukaryota; Vitrellaceae
Source: the annotation of a GenBank genome assembly